AUGUUUCCAACCACUCCUCAUGGUGCAGCCAACCCUCUCCCAUCGUCUUCUGUGGAAGACACCCCUCGUCACAGGAACCUUGGAGCGACUCCCCCUUGCGGCCCCGUUCUCGGCCACGAACAAUAUCGUAAAGAGAUGGCCCGCGACACCAAAGGACAGUGGGUGGGACCUAUCCCGUACAAGGCUUUUUUUGCGAAGCAUAUGAGCAUCGACGAGCCAGUCUCCGAAAAUCUCAUCGCGCCGAACUACUUUGACAAGAUUCCCGCAGGCAAAGGGAAGGCUGAGAAAGAUAUGUACGAUCCAUUGAUCGAACUGGUGUCCGACGCUGGAUUAUUGGAUCCAACAUGCAUCCUCGUGAACACAUCGAACCAUACCGACUUCGACUCUUACAUUGAUGCACAGUGGAAGCCCGACAUCACCUGCUAUCUUAAAGAGGACUACUGCGAAGAAGAUACAAGUGAUGAAGAAUUCCUCCCUCCGAACACCAAAGGUUCGACCAAGACGCGGAACCCCCAGAACAAGACGUUCUUCGACAGAAGCCAGCUCUGCGUCGAGAUGAAGCCCGACAAUGUUUCCCCCUUCAAUGACCCCCCAAGUAACCUUGAUGGGGAAGCGCUUCGGAAGUUCCAGUUCGAGAACAAGACGGAGGCGGGCACCCAAGCACGCGGCCAGAUCGGUGCAGCUCUGACUGAGAUCUGUGCGCGCCAACACCGGACCCGCGCAUUCUUCGUCUUCAUAAACGCAAAGGAGGUCCGUUUCCUCCUCCACGAUCGUUGCGCUACACUAGUUACCCGAGCGGUCAAUUACCGCGAAGAGUCUGGCGUCCUGGCCGAGUUCUUCUGGCGCUUCGCUCGCCUGACACCUGCACAGCGCGGGAUCGACGAGACCGUUCGGCUGGCAACCUCGGACGAGAGGGAUAUUGCAAUGGAGAAGUUGAAGAGGUGGGCGCCAAAGAAGCACCGCCCUGUUCUCGUCAUGAGUGUACCGAAACCGGAUGGUGAGAUGCACGAAUUUGCUGUCUGGGGUGCCAUGGCAGAACCCAAAACUCUCCACGGUCGAUCGACUCGCGCCUACCCUGCUGUAGAUUUGGAAACAGAUGAUGUCGUGUUUCUAAAGGAGACUUGGCGAGCCGACCUAAGCGGGAUGGAGAAGGAGUCGGAGAUUUUGAAGGAGCUGAACGACAAGGGUGUGCGGUAUGUGCCGAAGUUCCAGUACGGCGACGACAUCAAGCAGCCGUACCAUACCACGAACAACCAUAGAUACGUCCGCGCGUCGUGGCGAGCCGGUCCUCAGCGAAACGUGUUCAGGAGGACACACCAUCGGUUUACAGAGCUCUUCGUCGGCAACCACCUUGAUGGAUUCACGACCUCAAAGAAGUUGCUGAGAGCCGUCAGUCAUGCACUGAUUGCACACCAAGACGCCUAUGAGAUAUGUGGCAUCCUCCACCGUGACGUUAGUGGAAAGAACGUGAUGAUGGACGAUGAAGAAACUGGGUGCUUGAACGACUGGGAUUUGGCGAAAAGGGUGCCCGGUCACCCAUCGAACCCUGAGACUGCUGAAGAAGACAAAACCACAGAUGAAGGGGAACACGCCUCUGAUGAGGAGCAAGAAGAUGAAGAGGAGGAUGGAGAGGAAGAUUUGCCGGCCCUAACGGCGCAGGACGACGAAGGCGAUGAUGAAGAUGAUAAGGACGACGAUGAAGAUGAGGACGAGGACGAGGAAGGCUAUGAGGAAUUCUCGAGGCACACGUAUCGCACCGGCACAUGGUACUUUAUGUCGGCCUUGGUUUUGCGCUAUCCCUGGAAGGUGCACAGCUUACAGGAUGACCUCGAGUCUUUCUUCUAUGUUGUCCUUUUCUUCACGCUGCAAUACCUUCCAGUCAACGUCUCUCAAGCGCGACUUGUCCAGCUCAUGAAGUCUGUUUUCGAGGAAUGCAACUUCAGCCUCGAAUUUGGGAUUGAUGUGGGUGGCCAGGCGAAGACAAAGCUAUUUGCGGGUAGAAACUCUGAUAUUCGAAAGCUGGUUUAUGUGGACAACACUCCCUUAACGCAAUUCAUCCAGCAUGCUCGAAGUGCCUUUUACCAAUUUCAUCGCUAUUUUGAUGAAGAAGAACCUUCGGAAGUGGCCUAUCCUAUAAACAACCUUCAUUCGCACACCGCGGGAUUGGGAGACAAUAGUCAGCAAGGCCUGCUCUCUGCAGAGCAACCUCCUUCCCUGCCAGCUCACAUCGUGCUUCGGGAUCAUAAACAUCUCCUCCUGAUAUUUGAGAGUGCGCUCGCUCAAGACGGCUGGUCCGAUGUCCGCAACGAGAUGGCCGCUGUCCAUCAAUUUACUGCUUCUGAUCCUGCGGAGGCGCAGCCUGGGCUCAAGCGGGGAUGUGAAGGAGAGGCCUCCACUGCCUCAAAAAGGUCAAGAUCCGAAUAUACCAUGUCCAACCAAGGGGGUGUCAACUCGAUUGCCAACCCGAAGAGGCGCUCGAUUUACCAGAAAGAGAAGAAGAGGAAGGAGAGAGAGAAGAAGAAGAAGGAGAGAGUGGCCAGGUUAAAGAAAGAUGUUCGUGCUUAG
This is a messenger RNA of Cyclocybe aegerita, 2565 nucleotides long. The record is from the annotation of a GenBank genome assembly. Lineage: Eukaryota; Fungi; Basidiomycota; Agaricomycetes; Agaricales; Hemipholiotaceae.